GUUACUGAAGAAUACAGGCGUCGCCUAGCUACCGGUCCUUCUUCUCCCGUCGGAUUACGGCCGAGGCAGCACGCCAGAGAACGGUUAUCAAGUCGUAAAACGUCGAAUAAAGCCAAAACUUCCCAUCCCAGUUCUUAGAGUGAAUAGAGGAGAGACCCCUUUGAUCGAGAAAUGGAUCAGUCUUUGCCAAACCCUCAUCAAGGGAGAGCCCCUCAGCGUGCUGCUGCAUCGGUGGGGGCGUUCAGGCAGGGAAAUGUUCCCACACUGGAGAGAGGCGUCAUCAGUGGGGACAAAGUCCAGUUUGGUAGACCGCAGCGACACACACGUUUGUCUCAUUCUGAAGUCCAGAGCUCUGGAGAGGAGUGGUUGAACAGGUCGAUGGAGGGAAGUGGCUCCUAUGGUGAAAGCCCUGUCUAUCAGGGCAUGCAGGCUGAGGGAAUCCGGCACCACCGCAGCAGCUACGAACAGGCUGGGAACAACUACCCACGCCGAAUUUCCUCUAAUGGCAAUGGACCACUGUCUUCCUCUCCCAGAAGUCCUAACACUAGAGGCUAUAUGACCUUCCAGUCCAGCCGCAAUCGUGGUCAGCAGCAAGAAGGCCGUCCGGUCACUGUGAAGGCCUCAGGCACCCCCCAUCGCCAGUACAGUAGAGGCCGCAAUCGUACCUCCUCUGAGACUGAACAGGGGGGCAAAGGCAGCAGGGGGCCUCACCAGAGGAAGAGAGGCCUCUCUGAGACGGAAAUCAGGCCCAAAUGGGACAAUACCAAAAUGAGUGGACUUCAGUGCCUCGCCUCAGAGAACAUCUGGUUCGACAAACACCGCUACGAUGAAGCAGAGAAGUGCUUCUACGAGGGAGCUAACGGACCCUCCACACAGCAGCAGCAGGAUAGAGAAGUUAGUACCAUCCUGCAGGACAUGGCUUUAUCCAGAAAGAAUAUCCUGCAGUCCAUAAGUGGAGUGAAAACGACCCUGCAGCAGGCCAAAGGGCGCCAGCCAAAACGGCAGCACAGAAAUUCAUCCUCACACGGAGGAGACCAGGAGCUGGUCACACGUAUGAAGAGCAUGGAGCUAGAGAACCAGGCCCUGCACAAAGUGGUGGAGAGCAUGAGAGCAGCCCUGCAGAAGCUGGAGUCCAGAGUGGCUAUGCUUGAAAAGACGCCCGCAGCAGCAGCGGUCCCAUCUGCCAAGGCUGCUCCAGUCAAACAGGUGAACGGCAAUGAUGCUGAUGACGACGAUGAUGACGAUGACGACAUGGACUUGUUCGGCAGUGAUGAUGACGAUGCGGAGGCAGAACGCCUCAAACAGGAACGCAUCGAUGCCUACACGGCCAAGAAGGCCAAGAAACCCACACUCAUCGCUAAGUCAUCCAUCCUGUUGGAUGUCAAGCCUUGGGACGACGAGACUGACAUGGCGAAGCUGGAGGAGUGUGUGCGCACAGUGCAGAUGGACGGGCUCCUGUGGGGAGCAUCCAAACUGGUGCCUGUCGGCUACGGCAUCAAGAAGCUGCAGAUCAACUGCGUGGUCGAGGACGACAAAGUUGGCACAGACAUCCUGGAGGAGGAGAUCACCAAGUUUGAGGACUUUGUCCAGAGUGUAGAUGUUGCUGCCUUCAAUAAGAUCUAAGCUCCCACACCUCUUUACCUGCUCCACCAAAGUGUUGCUGCUCUCUGCUUGCAUGGUUAAUAAAAUGCAACGUUUUGAGCACAAAAACCUG
Molecule: messenger RNA, 1714 nt
Organism: Labrus mixtus (cuckoo wrasse)
Lineage: Eukaryota; Metazoa; Chordata; Actinopteri; Labriformes; Labridae
Gene: eef1da
Product: eukaryotic translation elongation factor 1 delta a (guanine nucleotide exchange protein)
Exons: 11
Coding region: 172-1623 (483 amino acids)
Biological process (GO): translational elongation
Cellular component (GO): eukaryotic translation elongation factor 1 complex; cytosol
Molecular function (GO): guanyl-nucleotide exchange factor activity; translation elongation factor activity
Source: RefSeq, a predicted model, not a curated record